Stegastes partitus (bicolor damselfish) is the source of this 5344-nucleotide messenger RNA. Its product is annotated as neutral cholesterol ester hydrolase 1-like. Gene Ontology annotation, molecular function: carboxylic ester hydrolase activity. Gene Ontology annotation, cellular component: membrane. Bases 426 to 1646 code for a protein of 406 amino acids. The record is from RefSeq and is a predicted model, not a curated record. NCBI's taxonomy places the organism in Eukaryota, Metazoa, Chordata, Actinopteri, Pomacentridae. The transcript has 5 exons.
AAUGAGUCAUAUUUUAAUUUGACAGGUCAGUACAACGGCUCAAUAGGAGGAGUGUCCUCAGGGCUGCAGUGCCUGAAACAGAAAAUGGGGAUUAAAAAAAGAAAAAUCAAGUAUCUGAAAACUGUGUGUUUGUAUCAGGAUUAAUAUUGGUUUUCUUACUAAAAUCUAAAACGAGACUACAUUUCCCAUGAGCACCGGCAUUACGCAAGUCUAAAACUACAUCCUUAAAAAAAGAUUUUCAAAAUAAGACGCGCGUCGCUUCUGGCGUCGGUACAAACGCCGCUCCGGGCUUUUAUCUUGAAAUCGGGGUCAUUCAUCCGUGUUUUGUCGAUCCCUGGCGGAGCCACCGACCGCCGGGACCGGGUGGAGGGUGGAGGCUGCUCCCGCAUGAUCGGCAGGUCUCCGCGCAGGUACACACCGCCGCGAUGAGGCUCCGUCUGGCCGGAGCCGUGCUGCUGUCGGCGGCCGCCUACUACGUCUACCUGCCGCUGCCGAGCGGAGUGAGCGAGCCGUGGAAGCUGAUGCUGCUGGACGCGCUGUUCAGGAGCUUCAUGCAGGCGAGCGACGUGGCCCACGCUCUGGGCGUCUGCCACCGGGUCCACCUGCUGAACCGGGUGGUGUCCUGGGUGGAGGUGAUCGAGGCCCGGUCCAGCGCCGCCGUGCACGUCGCCGACUCCACGCUGGGGGGAGUCCCCACCCGGGUGUUCGAGCCCAGCGGGGGCUCCAGGCCGAAGAGAGGCGUCAUCUACUUCCACGGCGGCGGCUGGGCCCUCGGCAGCGGGCGGAUGCGCUCCUACGACCUCCUCUGUAGGAAGAUGGCCGAAGACCUGGACGCUGUCGUCAUGUCUGUCGACUACCGUCUGGCUCCGGAGGCGGUGUUCCCGGAUCAGUACCACGACGCGUUGGCGGCGUCGCGGGCCUUCCUGUCCGCUCAGGUCCUGCAGCGCUACGGCGUCGAUCCUCAGCGGCUGUGCGUGUCUGGAGACAGCGCCGGGGGAAACCUGGCCGCCGCCGUGGCUCAGGAGCUCAGCUCAGACGACACUCUGCAGGUGAAGUUCAAGGCCCAGGCGCUGAUCUAUCCGGUGCUGCAGGCGCUGGACUUCCACACGCCGUCCUACCAGCAGAACCAGGCCGUGCCCAUCCUCUACCGGCCCGUCAUGGCCCGUUUCUGGCUGCAGUAUCUGGGCGCCGACUCCUCGCUGGAGCCGCUGCUGCUCGCCAACAACCACAGCUCUCUGGACCAGCCGGGCAUCAGCGCCGAGGCCCGGUCCCGGCUGGACUGGACCGGCCUGCUGCCGGCCGAACGCAGGAAGCACUUCCGGCCGCUUGUCAGGGAGACGGGGUCGGCCGGCGUGGUGGGCCGGGUGCCGGGGCUGACGGACGUGAGGGCGGCGCCGCUGCUGGCGGAGCGGGGGGUUCUGGGGAGGACGCCCAAAGCGUACGUGAUGACGUGUGAGUUCGACGUGCUGAGGGACGACGGGCUGAUGUACGGCCGCAGGCUGCAGGACGCCGGCGUCCCGGUGACCAGCGACCACUACGAGGACGGCUUCCACGGCUGCAUGGUGUUCGCCUACCUGCCCAUGAUGUCCGACGUCGGGUGGAGGAGCAUGAACAACUACAUCCGCUGGCUGGACCAGAACCUGUAGCCCGUCCUUUCUGUGGCACCGGAGAUGUUUGGGUCUGCAGAGCUCUUUGUUCAAUCUGCAGAGAGAGAGAGAGAAAAAAAAAAAAAGGUGUUUGAUGAUCAGAAAUGUGAUCCACGUGGGGGGCAGCUGGUUAAACAUCGAACCCAGAGGGGCGCCGGUUUAAAGCUCCAUCUGUUGGACAUAAAAUCUGAAAUCACUGGAUGCAGAUCAACAAUCAGAGACCAAAGCUUCCUGGUUGUGCCCUCAAACCACCAUCAGGUCUGACCAAAGAAAGACAGAAAACACUCACUUCCUGUUUUCUGCUCUUAUUUAUUUAUUUGCUUCAACCCUGACCAUCACAUUCGUCCUCACUGUGGGCUCGUUCUGCGCUGCAAUAUAAACUCCUGCAGCUCUUCACAAACAGAACAGCUACGACUCAAACUCAUGACUUCUGUACGUUUUGUUUAAUAUGUUGCACAACAAUUACAAAAACUCUACUAACUAGGUCACACUACUGAGCUGAAUGUAUCCCGCUCCUCUGUAUGCUGGUUUUUAUUUUCAUUUUUUGCUCAAAUAUGUUUUAUUUUGCUCCAAAUCUCAGUAAUUUCUUCCCGUACUUGCCUCCUUUCUGCUCGUUUUGCCUGCAGUUCAGCCGACAAUGAACACAGUGUUUGUCGUGACGCUGAUGGUCGUGACUUCUUGACUAAAUUCUUAGUCUUCAUCUGGUGCGACUGGUUUAUUUCUGGAAAAUGUACAAACGGGACAUACGUAGGAUGAAGUGAUGAGCUUAGAUUUGGAUCGUUCUCCUCAGGGAACCAGAAGUCGCACACGAUUAGAGACCAAAACCAGAAAAUCCAACAAGUCUCUCUUAGUUUUUUUUUUGCUCUGAAAAUGGCAGAAUUUUGGCAAUUUUUUAAAGAUAACAUUCCUUUAAAUCCUGUCGACAUGUUUGGGAUUCAGACGGCUACAAAGAAAGACGAUGAGGGUAGUUCUUAAGCAAAUACAGGAAGUUAUCGUGCAGUAAAUUAAACGUAUCGCACCAGAUGAGCAGCAGUAAGACUCCUUUCUGAUGGCAGGCAGGUGGACGUUUAAGAUCCAGCAGCUCCACACAGUCCACAGAUGAAUCACUGCCGUCAAUCAGCGGGUCGGGAUCUCCUAAAUAACACGUCGUCAUGGCAACGUUUCCAGAGCUGUGUUAAAAAUCACUCGAGAGGCUGUCAGCAGAAAGUCGGGGAACCUGCUGCUGCUGAAGAGCUUCGACACUAAAUCGAGCUGCGCUGUGAGGGAUGUUGGACGCCGACCAGGUGAAACAAAACGCCGUUAGCUUCGUUCAUCAGGACGUCCUGUUGCUGCUCCUCUGCUCACCAGUCAGACGUGUCACCGUGUUGAUCGUCCAGCAACCUGCUGCUCUGUUCGCUGCUUCUGAGCCGAGCCACGUCUGUUUGAUUGCUCAGGUCUGUUUAGUUCUGCUGCUACCACACUCGUCUGGUCUCCGUGGAAACACCGCCUGCAGUUCAGCUGAAAAAGAUUUUGGUAAAUGCAGUAUUUUAAUUUAAACACUCAAGUUAAACUUAUUGGACUAAAAAAAGCAGCAGAACAGACCAACAGGUUUCAAAGCUUAAAGUCAGAAAUGAUCAGUUUUCAGUCUCUUCAUCCACAAAUAAUCUGUAUCAACCCUGUUUCUAAACACGUUUAUCUACUUAGAGUUUCACAACCACGACAGACUUUAGGGUUUUUUCACCACUUAGACGUUUCACCGUGUUGAAUGUAUCUUCAGCAGCUUGUUGCUCUGUUCUUUAGCCGAGACACGUUUGUUUUAUCACUCAAAUAUAUUUACUUUGUCGUUGAUUUGUUCCUUCACUUGUUUUCUCUCUAUUCUGUGGGAACACUGCCUGCAGUCUGCUGAAAAUUACAGUAAUUUAAUUUGCAAAACCCUCAAGUUGAACGUCUUCGACCAACAAAAUAGACGUUUACAUGAAAAGUCGGUCGACUCCUAUUAAAAAAUAUUAAAGUAGUUGGUGAUUAGUUAACAACAAUCGAUUAAUUCUUCUUGCGCCGUUUUUUGCAAAGUGAAACUGCAGAAAAUGAGAGUUUUGCAGGACUUGUAGGCAGAAAGUCCAGAUGGAGGAACAUGAGAAUGACGACACUUUGUCUUACUGACUGACAGGCAGGUUUUAAAGCUCAAAUGAUCGUCAUCAGUCUCCUCAUUUAGGAGUAAUUAAGAUGUUUCACCGUGUUGAAUGUAUCGUCCAGCAGCUUGCUCCUCUGUUCACUGUGUUUUAGCUGAGCCACCUUUAUUUUAUUCUACCACUAAUCUGCUGCUGUAGUCCAACACUGCCUGCAGUUCAGCCGAAAACUACGAUUUAAUUUAAUUUGCAAAACCCUCAAGUUGGAGGCAGAAGGUUCAGAUGGAGACGUUGUUUCUGUGCAGCUGUGUACAGAAACCUGACCAAGACGAGCCUGUAUCGCUGCCUAACAGGGUUCUGCUCUGACGGGCCUCAGAGCUCCGAGUCGGACCUGAUCCUCAGCUCAGAGUCGGACCUGAUCCUCGGCUCCGAGUCGGACCUGAUCCUCGGCUCAGAGUCGGACCUGAUCCUCGGCUCAGAGUCGGACCUGAUCCUCGGCUCCGAGUCGGACCUGAUCCUCGGCUCAGAGUCGGACCUGAUCCUCGGCUCAGAGUCGGACCUGAUCCUCGGCUCCGAGUCGGACCUGAUCCUCAGCUCCGAGUCGGACCUGAUCCUCGGCUCCGAGGGGCUGCUGCAGUAAAACGAGCCGUGGGUCGCGGUUAAACUGUGCCAGAGUUCACAGCUGGGUUGUGCAACGCCGUGUGUUUAGAGUGUGUCUGCUCGGCCUGACGCAACAACGGCCACGGCCACGGCUGUGAAACUGAAGCGAGAAGUUACUGUAUCUGCAGCAGAGAGGAGAUCCCCAGUGGACUAUCGCCUUUCCUCCCCCACCGCCGCUGCUGGAACCAGAACCGACACAGCAGAGCUUUUGGCUUCUGGCCCGAGGAGCCAGAAACGCUGAGCGGUCGUUACUUCACAUUAUUCAAGAGGAAAAAAACACACAAAUGCAGGAAACUGGGAUUUCUCUCUCGUCUCUUGAGGAGGAAACAAGUCCAGACGGUUCAUCCCUCACAUGGAGAGUUCUGGUUCUGUCCCUGUGAGCGCCGACAUUUAAAUUCUUCACGUGAAACCACUUUAUAUUGCAUAUCACUAUAAAAUGUUCAUUAUUAUUUAUUUAUGGAAAAAUAUCCACAUGUAGUUUUUCUUCCUGUGUCACAAAUUAUUCACAUAUUUUGUUGAAAAAUGCGCCUAAAUCCCCCCGAUAGACGGCCUGGACGCAAAAAUGUUCAUCCUUCUGCAAAAACACAGUCACUAGGGAUCAGCUUAGUGUUUAUUUACUCAUAUCUCUCUAUACUUUUAGGUAAUUCCUAUUGAUAGCCUGAAUUAUAUAUAUAUAUUUGUAAUAGUGGGCAUAAAAAAAUGGAUGUUUUUACACAAGUGAAAUAAGAAGCAAGAGAAGUGGGAGGUUGCUGUGAUUUUAAUUCUCUCUGUGUUAAAUUUAUGUAUUAAAUUUGCCAUAAAUAAAUUGUAUAAUGAUUUAAAAGGUUUAUUAUGACUUAUUUAUAAGAGAUGCACACAUGUAGAGUGUUUUUUUUCCUGUUGGGUCACCAGCUGUUCACAUGUUUGGUUUGAAAAUAAAUUCAUUUAAUCCUC